AUGGAUGACAUAGUGGACCAUUUCGAAGAGUUCAUCAAAAAGUCCCUGGUCGUUAUUUCCGUGGCACUAGGGACGCUUAUCCUCAUGAUCAUGUACGUGUUCAAAAUGUUGGCUGCUAGACCUAACGGCCCACGCACCCUUUGCUGUACAGAUCUUGGACAGAGCUCUAGUAAAGCCGACGUCCAAUCUGAAGGCAAAAACACGGCUUGCAAGACCUGCAAUUCUAAUUCGGAUAGUUUGACACCGUAUAAUUCGAACUCGGUCUGUUCAAAUCCGAAUGAAUCGUGUUCGGUUUGUUCGAAUCCGAAUAAAUCAAACUCGGUUUGUUCGAAUCCCAAUAAAUCGAAUUCGGUUUGUACGAAUCCAGACACUUGCCAACUUAUGAAUACAGCGUCUAACCACUCAAAGAUAACCACGAAAACGGAUAUAUCAGCCCAAGUAACAUCGCAUCCAAGAUUUGAAGAAAAGACACUUAGAGAAGUUGGUUUGUCUGGCUGUUCCAAGGCGGGCCUUAACAUAAUCAAUGACAAUGAUUUCAGGUCUGUAGAUCGCGCAGUCCUUGUCCAACGCCUAGAACAGAAUCAAAAUCAAGCUCACACAGUACUACGUGGAAAACCAUCCUUACGUGCUGUCUCCCAACCCUCAACAAUAAUCUCCCAAGCCACAGUAUCACCUUCGUCUUCCGAAAAUUCGAGCACCAUGUGCAAUGACUGGAUGCAAUUUAUGAAAAAGGCGUCGAACAACAUCUGGACAAUGUCCUGUGCAUUGAACGGGAACUAUGUCGCUGUCAUCGCCAUCAUAGUCGUCGUAAUCAUCAGUUUGAUUCUUCCUGAUAUUACCCAAAAAUUCCACGCAACACACGAGCUCAAGACUAUGAAAAAAGUUCUGGAUAAAAUGUCGUCAACCGAAGAGCUACAAAACCUGCCAACCUGCUCAAGCCAUUGCAUGCGAACUACUCAAUCGGAGCCAGUCCAAGUUGAGAAAAAAGUGGGUUUCUUUCGGCGCCUUUUCUUCCCCAAUCGUAACACCUCCCACAAGGAAAUUGCCAUCAUGUCAUACGUGUACACCGAUUCGUUCGACGCUAAAGAACAAGUUGAAGACCAGCAAGUGAUGUGA
Molecule: messenger RNA, 1116 nt
Organism: Spodoptera exigua (beet armyworm)
Lineage: Eukaryota; Metazoa; Arthropoda; Insecta; Lepidoptera; Noctuidae
Source: the annotation of a GenBank genome assembly